Molecule: messenger RNA, 3390 nt
Organism: Fragaria vesca subsp. vesca
Lineage: Eukaryota; Viridiplantae; Streptophyta; Magnoliopsida; Rosales; Rosaceae
Product: pentatricopeptide repeat-containing protein At4g04790, mitochondrial-like
Exons: 18
Coding region: 863-3268 (801 amino acids)
Molecular function (GO): protein binding
Source: RefSeq, a predicted model, not a curated record
CGCAUCUCAUCCUCCCAAGUCCCAACACUUAUAAGCUAUUAUAUUUUCCAAGGUACUUGCACUUUGAAGAAUCAACACUUGGCGGAUCGUCAUCAGGUCGAAGAAGAAGUAGAGGAAAAAAAUAGAAGGAAGAUUGUUUGGCCGCACCCUCUCCUUACCUUUUGAGAUUGGCUCUGUAGACUAGAGUUCGGGUUGCGCAAGUUUCUGCUCUGAAGUGGGUAGCAGAGCUGUGGUCGGAUCGACAAGAUCUGGUGGGUCUGGGUAAUCUCAAUUGGGUGGCUUUAAGCGGUGGUUUGUCGACGACUGGGAUCCGGCGACAAGUUUUGGGUAAAGUAAGAAAUUUAAUUUUGGGUAAUUUGUUGACAAUUCUGAUAUGUGGGGCGGCAACAUAGUGCUUCUUACCUCUACUGGAAGCGGUGAUAACUGAAGAUGAUCAUCUGUUCUAGGCCUUCAAUCUUCAAUCUUCUCCUGGAAGCGGUGAUAACAUAGUCCUUCAAUCUUCUCUUCGAGGCCUAAAGAUGAUCAUCUGUUCUUUGGGUCAUCGUUAUGUGGGAAUUUGAGUCCUCUGACAGAGAGGUAGUGGAUUGCUUACCAUGUGAGGCUCUUUCACUGAACCCAGAUCACAUUUUGUGAUCCUUGAUGCUGGGAUUCAUGUUGGGAAGUUGGUUCUCUAGUUGUAAUUGCAGAAUGACGUUACAUUGAGGAUUUUGCCCCUAUGCUAUUUAACCUCUACUCCCACAACAGCAGUUAACGGAAGGUUUUAACCGUGAGGAUUCAAAUUUCAAUUCCUUGAAGCCAAAAGAGUUAGAGAGAAAGGAGAGAGAUGAUCAUUCAAAGUUGAACCGAGUAAUCCCUGAAUGAGAUGAAAGCCAAGAAGCUCAGCUCUAUCUUUGCCUCCGCCAGAAUCAAGUACAAACGCCUCUCCGCCUCAGCCACCAAAUCUCUAUACUCACCCGCCGACGACGCUGCUCUCAAAUCCGUCUCCGCUUCCGAAGAUUUGAGUGGGCAGCUAUGUUCGAUACUGUGCAGAGAUGCUUCUCCUCAUCUCCAACCGUUGGAGAAGGACUUGGACUUAUCAUCGUGGAUUUCAGAUUUAUCCCAUCCUGCAAACUACUCGUUGACCCGCAAAGAAGUUUCUCGUGAAAGGAGGAGUAGGUUUUGUUUGGGCGACAAGCAGGUUACUGGUGUUGAUAAGUUACUUGAUUUGUGUGCCAGUAGGCUAGGAACUGAAGCCGCUCUUCACGUGUUUAGUAAACUAAAGAAAGAAACUGGUGUCAAAGAAUGUAACGCAUUGAUAAAAAAGUGCAUAGAGGGGGCUAGGAUUGCUACUGAGGAAGUAGCUGCAGAAAAACAUAUGCAGCUGGCUUUCAAAAUUUUUAAGUCAAUGAAGGAACAGGGUUUGCCGCUUGAAGAGGAAACAUAUGGUCCGUUUCUUGAAUAUCUUAUUGACAUGGGUAUGACAAAAGAGUUUUGCUUUCUCUGCGGGGUUAUCAAGAAUGGAAACCCUUCAUCACUUACGAGAUUAGGAUAUUAUGAGAUGUCGUUAUGGGUCAGAGUCAAUCAUGAAGAAAAGAUUCAAGAGCUUUGUGAUGACAUUGAGAGUUUUGAUGGAGUAAACAAGUCACUUUUACAAGAGAAUUAUUUGUCAGUGCUUUGUGAAAGUGACCGGACGAAGGAGAUUUUGCGGCUGUUGGAAAGUAUGGACAUCACAAAGCUCUCAUCACCGAAUUUUGUGGCACGUAUCUUUAAAUGCCUUGGAAGGCUCCUAUUGGAGUCUUUUGCAGAGAAACUCCUACUGGAAUUUAAAGCAUGUGACUGUGCAGAAGGGAAUACUUCAAACUUGAUCUAUAGUUAUGUUGAUGGCAUUCCAAAUUUAGCGGUUGAGGAUAUCAUUUCAAAAUUUAGAAACUUGCACACAAAACUUGAGGUGACACCUUCAUCUGCGUCAUAUGAGAAGCUUAUAAUCUACUGUUGCGAUUCACUUCAGGUGCAUGCGGCUCUUGAGCUGGUGGAUGAGAUGUUUGAACUGGGUUUGACAUUUUCGUUGGAAGCAUUACACUCCGUUUUACAAGCUAGUAGUGAGAACUGUGACUUUAAUCUGGUUCACCAAAUCUAUUCAGUGAUUAAAAGAGGCAAUUUGAAGCCAAAUGGCGAAACUUUCAGGAGUAUGAUAAAUCUUUGUGUGAAAAUGAAGGAUUAUGAGGGUGCUUAUAGCAUGCUGCGUGAUUUAGAGAAAAUGAGAGUGACGCCCACAGCUGCCAUGUACAAUGCUAUAAUGGUUGGAUAUUUCCGAGAGAAGAAUAUGUCCUGUGGGUUGAAGGUUCUUAAAGAAAUGAAAGAAGCAAAUUUACAACCAGAUUCCCAGACUUUCAGCCAUCUAAUAACCAACUGCAACUCUGAAGAGGACAUAAACAUGUAUUACGAAGAAAUGAAGCGAUCUAGAAUUCAUGCUACCAAGCAAGUUUUUAUGGCACUUAUAAAUGCAUAUGCAGCUUGUGGACAGUUUGAUAAGGCAAAACAGGUACUCUUAGACAAAGGGAUUCCACAAAAGAGCUUCAAUGAGAUUAGAAGCGUGCUUGUCCAAGCCCUUGCAUCUCAUGGGCAAUUGUCCAAUGCAUUUAAUAUAUAUGAACAGGUCAAAGAAGCUGGAUGCAGUUUGGAGCCGAAAGCUGUUAUUAGUCUUAUCGAGCACCUUCAAUCUGAUGAAGUAGCAUUAAGCAGAUUACUCCCUCUACUUGAGACACUAAAGGAUCCAAACUAUUGGCUUGAUGGCUGCUUGAGAACUAUCUUAUAUUGUGUUCGCUACAAGCAUUUAAGGGAUCAAGUCUGCACUGACGAAUUAGCUCUAGAAGUAAUUUUUGAUAAGGUGUUUUCAUUCAUUGCAGAAUCGGAGUCCUCUUUGCAGUUUGGCCUAGAUUUGCUACAUGCUAUGAAGAGUGAGCUUGGCCUCACCCCUUCACGAAAAUGUCUCGAUUUUCUUCUCCACGCUUGUGUUAGUGCCAAAGAUCUGCAAAGUUCCAUAUUUGUAUGGCAGGAAUAUCAAGCCACUGGCCUGCCUUACAAUACCUUAAGUUUUUUAAGGAUGUAUCAAGCCCUUUUGGCCUCAGGGGACAGAAAGGCUGCAAAAGUUUUGGAACAUAAAAUUCCUAAAGAUGAUCCUCAUGUUCAGUCUAUCAUUGAAGCAUGUAAACAGACUUAUAUAAAGAAAACGGAAGAAACCAAAAAGAAAAAGAAAAAAAAGGAGGUAGGAAUAUGUAAACUCACUUAAAUUGACAUAAUGAUUAGGGUUAGAGAUUCAAUCUUUUUGUAUCAAAACUGGAGAAAGAAGUCGGAAAGGACCUUCAUGUGGAGAGUCCCAUUCAUCUUACUAAAGUUGUACGAAUGCUGGUU